Messenger RNA from Maniola jurtina (meadow brown), 3681 nucleotides. RefSeq lists its product as uncharacterized. The transcript has a single exon. The record is from RefSeq and is a predicted model, not a curated record. Gene Ontology annotation, molecular function: nucleic acid binding. Gene Ontology annotation, biological process: DNA integration. Bases 1 to 3681 code for a protein of 1226 amino acids. Lineage: Eukaryota; Metazoa; Arthropoda; Insecta; Lepidoptera; Nymphalidae.
AUGUCUCUGUCAUCCAAGUUGUGUCGAGUAUCCGUCAAGUCUCUUAAUGAGAGUUUUUCUACGGAUUUGGUUUGCUAUGUUCUGCCUGCUAUUACAGAUAAUGUACCUGGUCGUGAGAUAGAUAUUUCUAGUCUGAGGAUUCCAAGUGAUAUCUUGCUAGCAGAUCCCCACUUUUAUAAACCUGCGGGUGUGGACCUUUGUAUAGGUUCCGAUGUUUUUUGGGAUUUGUUAGGUUCAAGAAGUUAUAGGCAAGGUUAUGAUAAACCUGUUCUUUGGGAAUCCAGAUUAGGCUGGUUAGUUGGUGGACGACUUGUAAAUAGGCAUAACUCAAAUAAUCGAUUUAACAAGGUAUGUUGCUUAUCUACAGAUGUUUCCGGGAUGUCAACUUCUCUCAAUGAUGACAUCAAUGCAGCUUUGUGUCGGUUUUGGCAACUUGAGGAAGUUAGCUGUCAGUCAUCAUAUUCUGCGGAAGAGAGAGUGGCCGAGGAACACUUUGUGAAGAAUAUGUCGCGUUUAAAAGAUGUUCGGUUUUGCGUCAGAAUUCCUUUGAAAAAAUCACGUGACAUGCUUGGUGACUCUUUCGAACGCGCCAAACGUUCUCUCUUUGCUAUUGAGCGAAAGUUUAGAGGUCAACCAUUGUUUAAGCAACGUUAUAUCGAUUUCAUGUCUGAGUACCUUUCGCUUGGUCACAUGACAGAAUGUGACUUUAGCCAGGCUCAGUCGGGGAACUUUAUACCCCACCAUGGUGUUAUGCGUGAAACUAGUUGCACAACUAAGUUAAGGGUUGUUUUCAAUGCCAGCAGCCCCACGACGUCCGGCGUGUCCCUGAAUGAUCUUCAAAUGGUGGGACCGACGGUUCAGGAUGACCUUUUGUCAAUUUUGUUGAGAUUUCGAACUCAUAAAAUUGUAUUAGCAGCAGAUGUUGAGAAAAUGUACCGGCAAAUUGUUGUACACCCAGAGGAUAGAAACCUGCAGUUGAUUGUGUGGCGGAGGAGUUCCUCUGAGCCUAUUAAGACGUACCAGUUGAACACGGUCACAUAUGGAACAGCCAGUGCGCCAUUUCUGGCGACUAGGUGUCUCAAGCAAAUUGGUCUGGAAUGCAAUGAUGCUGAGGCAAGAGAGAUUAUUCUCCACGACUUUUAUGUAGAUGACCUUCUAACUGGUGCGAACUCAUUAGAAGAAGUUAUAGAAAUACGAAAAAAGGUUUCUGAAGCCCUUUCUUUGGCUGGAAUGCCUUUACGAAAAUGGAAGUCAAAUGACUCUCGUGUUGUUUCAUCCCAAAAUGAAGAACCACCAGUUUGUCUGAACAUGGGAGACUCAGAAGUCAGCAAGACGUUAGGUCUCAAUUGGCAGGCUAGGUCUGAUGAUCUUCGUUUCUCAAUCGAUUCUGCACCGUCAAAUGUGCUUACAAAACGGGGAUUGCUUUCAGUCAUCGCACAGAUAUUUGAUCCUUUAGGGCUUUUGUCUCCAUGUGUUAUUACCAUGAAAAUGUUGUUGCAAAAACUGUGGUUGCAUAAGCUUGCUUGGGAUGAUCAGUUGCCAUUAGAUAUUGCUAAGACAUGGUGUGAGAUUCUUGAAACCUUACCAGUGCUAAACACUUUAAGGAUCCCUCGUCUCAUUCUUUGCCAUUCAUAUACGAGUGUAGAUCUGCAUAUAUUUUCGGAUGCCUCAGAAGGUGCUUAUGGUGCUUGCUUAUACGUGAGAAGUAUCGACGCGGAGAAUAAUACCUGUGUUCGUUUGUUAGCAGCGAAGAGCAAAGUCGCUCCAUUGAAGCCGAAAACCAUACCACAACUUGAGCUCUGUGGCGCUUUAGUGGGAGUGCGGCUCUAUGAAAAGGUGAAAUCGUCUCUGAGAGUUAAGAUAAGGCAUUCAACAUUCUGGACAGAUUCCACAAUUGUUUUAGGCUGGCUUAAAAUGCUGCCCAGCAGACUUACCACCUUUGUUCGCAAUCGCGUGGGCGAGAUUUUGGAAAGGACUCAAGACUGCUCAUGGAGGCAUGUUCCGACAGACAAGAAUCCAGCAGAUCAUUUGUCGCGUGGUGUCAAAAAUACAUCCAUUCCCUCGCUUGAUUUAUGGUGGUCAGGUCCAAGUUUCUUGAGACAGGAUAUGUCACAAUGGCCUUCACAAAUUGUAACAGUCGAAUCUUUGCCGGAAGUGCGAUCCGAAAUAUCAUUGCUUUCAACUGUAAAUGUGAAAGGUGACACGGAUUUUAUACGUUUCGAUCGCUUUUCGAAUUUUCUUAGAUUGCAACGUUGUAUGGUGUACGUGAUACGAUUCAUUAAGGCUUGUAAAAGGCAAGCAAGUAAUGAUUUUAUUUCAGAGGAUGAACUCCAAAAUGCCUUGAAUGUGAUGAUUAGGAUAUCUCAAAAGGAAUCAUUUUCAGAAUAUGACCUAUUGAUGCGAAAGCAAAAACUACCUUCUAAGAGUCAGCUUCUGAAGCUUAACGUUUUUAUGGACGAUCAAAACAUAAUGCGUGUUGGCGGUCGGUUAGAAAAUUCUUCAUUUGCUUACGAAAAGAAACAUCCUAUUUUACUACAGUCCACACAUAAAUUUACAAAACUUUUGUUUGAUUUUGAGCAUAAAAAAUUAAUGCAUGCCGGGCCGCAGUUACUUUUAGCGUCUAUUCGAGAGAAUUAUUGGCCAAUUGGGGGACGUAAUUUAGCUAGGUUGUGCUACCAUCAGUGCAUACUGUGUAAACGCAUGCAAGGCAAAGUGAUUGCGCCUCUUAUGGGUAACUUACCAUCAUCGCGGUUGCUUCCUGGGGGUUAUCCGUUCGAGUGUACAGGGGUAGAUUAUGCGGGUCCUAUUAUGUGCGCUAAUCGUCAAGGUAGAGGAUGUCGCCUCGUUAAAGUGUACAUUGCUAUUUUCGUUUGUUUUACAACCAAAGCACUUCACGUGGAGCUGGUAGGUGACUUAUCGAGUGCUAACUUUUUGUCCGCGCUGCGCAGAUUUAUUUCUCGCAGGGGAAAACCAAAGCACAUCUACUCUGACAACGGCACCUCGUUUGUUGGCGCCUAUAAAGAAAUAGGCAAAUUUUUAAAGGACAGCUGCAUUUCGGUAUCCGAAUCCGUUGCCAAUGAAGGUAUUGCAUUUCACUUCAUACCUCCUUAUUCUCCUCAUUUUGGCGGUCUUUGGGAAGCAGGAGUAAAGUCUGUUAAGUAUCAUUUGCGCCGCGUCUUAGGUAAUAGUAAUUUUACGUAUGAACAGUUAAAUACAGUGUUAGUGCAAAUUGAAGGCUUAUUAAAUUCGCGUCCUCUUACGCCGCUAUCGUCUGAUCCCAACGACUUGCAACCCUUGACACCGGCACACUUUCUCAUUGGGCGACCACUCACUGCUCUUCCUGUACCCAAUUAUGAAAAUCAACCAGUGAAUCGUUUAAAUAGAUAUCAACGUAUUGAACAAGUACGCCAGCAUUUCUGGACCAGAUGGAGUAAAGAAUACAUUAGUGAGCUGCAACACAGAUCGAAAUGGCAAGUACCUACCUCUUCACUAAACGUAGGUGAUCUUGUUGCUAUCAAAGAAGAUGGACUUCCGCCAUUGAAAUGGAAAUUAGGAAGAGUUGUAGCUGUGUAUCCAGGUUCUGAUGGAAUAGCUCGCGUGGCGGAUAUCAGGACAGCCAGUGGAGUGGUCAGCAGAUCGUUUAGUAAAAUUUGCCCACUUCGAGAAGAAUCUUCUGGUUGA